AUGUUUACGGGAUUAGUCGAGGAGAUUGGCGUCGUCGCCGAGCUCAACCCGCACGACGAGACGGGCGGGACGUCUCUCACGAUCGCGCUGCCGCCGUCGUCGACGCUGCUCGAGGGCGCCGCGCUCGGCGACAGCAUCUCGGUGAACGGGGUGUGUCUGACGGCGACGCAGCUCGACACCGCCAACCGCCAACCCUCGUUCAAAGUCGGCAUCGCGCCCGAGACCCUGCGCCUGACGAACCUCGGCGACCUGCAACCCGGCUCGCCCGUCAACCUCGAGCGCGCCGUGCGCGCCGACACCCGCAUGGGCGGGCACUUCGUGCAGGGGCACGUGGACGGGACGGCGACGAUCGCGUCGGUGGUCCCGGACGGGAACGCGCUGACGGUGCGGCUGGCGCCGGCGGCGGCGACGCUGCUGCGGUACGUCGUGCGCAAGGGGUACGUGGCGCUGGACGGGACGAGCCUGACGGUGACGCGGGUGGACGACGGCGAGGGGUGGUUCGAGGUGAUGCUGAUCGCGUACACGCAGGCGAAGGUGGUGCUGGCGCGGAAGAAGGCCGGCGACUCGGUCAAUCUCGAGGUCGACGUGCUGGCCAAGUACGCGGAGAAGAGCAUGGCCGGGUACCUGGGCGCGCAGGCGGAGGCGCUGGCGAGGCCGAUGCUCGAGGAGAUGGUGCAGAAUUUGGUGGCGCAGGCUAUGGGGGGGCAUUCGUAG
This is a messenger RNA of Daldinia caldariorum, 714 nucleotides long. RefSeq names its product Lumazine-binding protein. Gene Ontology annotation, molecular function: riboflavin synthase activity. The transcript is spliced from 2 exons. The record is from RefSeq and is a predicted model, not a curated record. NCBI's taxonomy places the organism in Eukaryota, Fungi, Ascomycota, Sordariomycetes, Xylariales, Hypoxylaceae. Gene Ontology annotation, biological process: riboflavin biosynthetic process. Bases 1 to 714 code for a protein of 237 amino acids.